AACCGAGAGAAGAAAAGCCAAAGCGUCCCUCGUUUUUGCUUUUAAUCGCAGGCAUUCGAAGCCGCAAAAUCCGCCUCUUGAGUGUUUAGGGUUAGCUUAUUAGAAUCUUAUUAUCUCCACCAAGGAGAGUUUUGCUCAAUUCCACUGGGUUUCGUUUUUAAGAUUGGGACUAAGGUCAGCUUUUUAGUGCUGGUGGACUUGUCUAUUGCUAGUGGUUCUGAUGGCAGAAUACCCCAGUUUUGAUACUAAAUUCCAGCAAUUACAAAAAACAUGGGAUGUGGUUGGUGCAAAUGAAUUUGCACGUCGUAACAGGUUGUUCGAAAUAGUCCGGGAAUGCAGGGACAUUUACAGGAGACAAUUUGAUCAAACUGGAAAGUGGAGAGCACGCCUUUGCAAGGUUCUGGAGGCGUCACUGAAUCUCGAGAACGCACGCACCACUCAUUUUGCUUUAUUGCAAGAAUUACAACAAAUCUGGGUUGAGGUUGGUAAGACUGGUGAUGAACGCGAUAAGGCAUUGCUUCAUGAAUACUUGGAUGUUUACAGAAGAAUAGUUGGUCGAACUGUGAGGUGGAGAGCAGACCUUCUCCAGUUGUUGUCUGAUGCAAAAGCCAAGCUUUUUAGUCUUGGUUUAGCUCUCGGAAACGAAAAUGUUCCUCUACCCAAUUUGACAGGAACAAUCAACCAACAAUUAUAGGCUACAGUUCGAGCAUUACAACGAUUAAAGGAUUUUGCUUAUGGACAAUCACAGGAAGAGGCUCCCACACUGGGUUGCACCAAUACCGCCACGGGUGUCCGCCACAUCCGUGUUUCCGUGUGUCCAAUACGGCAAAUUUAAAAAACCAUGGUACGGCGCCACACCGGUAGGCAUAAAUAUCGUUAAUUUUUAAAGAUAUGUAAACAUAUAAACAGGGCAUAAUUUCAAUGUCGAUUCAAAAUAUAUAACAAAAGUUCAAUUAGAUUUUCAGUUUUGAUCUUAUACUUGCAAAAAGCUUAUAAAAAAAGCA
Molecule: messenger RNA, 1004 nt
Organism: Papaver somniferum (opium poppy)
Lineage: Eukaryota; Viridiplantae; Streptophyta; Magnoliopsida; Ranunculales; Papaveraceae
Product: 65-kDa microtubule-associated protein 1-like
Exons: 5
Coding region: 221-694 (157 amino acids)
Biological process (GO): cytokinesis by cell plate formation; microtubule cytoskeleton organization
Cellular component (GO): spindle; cytoplasm
Molecular function (GO): microtubule binding
Source: RefSeq, a predicted model, not a curated record